Verticillium dahliae VdLs.17 is the source of this 501-nucleotide messenger RNA. RefSeq lists its product as uncharacterized. The transcript has 2 exons. The coding region runs from base 1 to 501 and encodes 166 amino acids. NCBI's taxonomy places the organism in Eukaryota, Fungi, Ascomycota, Sordariomycetes, Glomerellales, Plectosphaerellaceae. The record is from RefSeq and is a predicted model, not a curated record.
AUGAAGUUCUCCGCCGCCCUCCUGCUCACGGCCGUGACGGCCACGCUGGCCGCGCCAGCUCCGGCCGCCGAGGAAAUCGCCCCCGUCGAGGCCCGCGAGGCCGCGCCCGGCGGCGACUGGCACCAGCACCGCGACCACUGCAAGAAGGAGUGCCACCACGGCGCGCACCACGACCGGUGCCGCAAGCGCUGCGACGACUACGACUACAGCUACAAGAAGAAGGUGACCGUCACCUACACGCGCCUAUGUUCCGCCGCUUUGAGGCCGGCUAAGUCCCUGACGCGACGUUUCUCCGGCGCCCUCACGGCGGCCACUGCUGCGCGCGCCCCAAGAAGGUGCACCACCACUACUAUGACAACCACCGCCAGGGCCACCACGGUCACGACGGCCACGGGCACCACGACAAGUGCCGCCCCGAGUGCGACGACCGCAAGUACAAGUACCACCACUACGACUACUGCAACUCCUGCCAGUGGUGAGCGCGGCCUCAAGUCGUAUUGA